AAAUGAAAUAAAGCAGAUAGCCAGAUAAAGCAAAGAGGGGCUGGAAAAAAGGUGGGAAAAGAAAAUGGUAGGAAAGAGGAAGAAGGGGAAAUGGUGAAUGAACCAUCAAUUUCAUGUCUCUCUUCCCCUGCCUUCCACCCAUUUCUCAACUGUGGCUUUUCCUUUAAAAUCUUCGCUCCUAACUCUUCCCUCGCUAAAUCCAGUUCCCAUUUGCAGGGGGCGUCCGCGAAUCCAAUCCUUCCUCCAAUAUUUAGGGUUUUGAAUUCCUCCAUUCUCUUUUUGUUUUCCUUUUCGCAUUCAUUCAGCUCGGCUCUCCUGGGAGAAAAAGCUGAGCUGCUGGUGACGGUAUAGUUAGGCCAGGGGAAUCUUUGUUCUCUUUUUUGCCAUCCCCUUGGCCUUUGUUUCUGUUUCUGUACAGAGAAUAUAUAAAAGGAAGCGUUUCGUUGGGUUUUCCCUCUAUCUGAUUCUGAUCCAAUUGGAGGGCUUGGUUCGUCUCUUCUUUUGACUUGAAUUCUCUGCUCCCGAGGUGUUCAUUUAUUUCUCCCUCACUCUCUCUUUUAACAGAAGGGGAAAACAAGGAAAGUUGGCUGCUUUACUUUGUUUUCUGCAUUUUCAUUUUCGUUUCUUUUAUUUAUGGGUUUUAGAGAGAGAAGAUCAGAAGAAAAGGGGACGUGGGAAUGCUGAUGAUAAUGAUGUGGAGAUAGAGAUAGAGAGGUAGAGAAAGACAAAGAGAGAGAUAGCGGAAAGAGAUGAUGGCAAUGGAGAAGGAUUUUGAUUCAAAGCUAAGGGUUCAGGGCGGCCGUUCUGUUACUACCACCACCACCUCUUCCUCUUCUUCGUCUUCUGCUGGUAAUAACAAUAAUGCUAAUAAUGGGUAUCCGCCGAGAUCUAAGAGUUUUGCGUUUAGGGCGCCCCAGGAGAAUUUCUCAAUUCAGGAUUUUGAGCUGGGCAAGAUCUAUGGUGUUGGUUCUUAUUCAAAGGUAGUGAGGGCCAAAAAGAAGGAUUCUGGAAUUGUUUAUGCCUUGAAGAUCAUGGACAAAAAGUUCAUCACAAAAGAAAAUAAAACAGCUUAUGUGAAGUUGGAAAGAAUAGUGCUUGAUCAAUUGGAUCAUCCAGGAGUCGUUCGCCUGUAUUUUACUUUUCAAGAUACAUUUUCCUUGUAUAUGGCACUUGAAUCUUGUGAAGGUGGAGAGCUUUUUGACCAAAUCACUAGGAAACGUCGUUUAUCAGAGGAAGAAGCUCGGUUUUAUGCGGCGGAAGUUGUAGAUGCUCUUGAAUACAUACAUAAUAUGGGGUUAAUUCACCGAGACAUAAAGCCGGAGAACUUGCUUCUGACAGCGGAUGGACAUAUAAAAAUUGCUGAUUUUGGAAGUGUGAAGCCAAUGCAAGAAAGCCGCAUUACUGUGCUGCCAAAUGCAUCUUCCGAUGAUAAAGCUUGCACAUUUGUGGGCACAGCUGCAUAUGUGCCUCCAGAAGUUCUCAAUUCUUCCCCUGCAACUUUUGGAAAUGACCUAUGGGCACUUGGAUGCACAUUGUACCAAAUGCUUUCUGGAACUUCUCCCUUCAAAGAUGCAAGUGAAUGGCUUAUAUUUCAAAGAAUUAUAGCCAGGGAUGUUAGAUUUCCUGAUCAUUUUUCAAAAGAAGCUAGAGACCUCAUAGAUAGAUUGUUGGACACUGAACCUGUAAGAAGACCAGGUGCUGGCCCUGAUGGUUAUGCAGCUCUCAAGAUGCAUCCUUUCUUCAAAGGGGUUAACUGGGAUAAUUUAAGAUCACAAACCCCUCCGGAACUCGCUGCUGACCCAACAGCACAGUCAAGUGAAGGGGUUGAGCCUGAUUCAUGGAAUCCUGCACAUGUUGGUGACUGCUCGGCCCCAAAUGAUGGGAAUGUUCCUACUGCUUCAUCCUCAGCUGAUGUAUCUGGUCAUGUAACACGUCUUGCCUCAAUUGACUCGUUCGAUUCUAAAUGGCAACAGUUUUUGGAUCCUGGGGAGUCUGUAAUUAUGAUCUCUAUGGUGAAGAAGUUACAGAAGUUGACAAGCAAGAAGGUGCAACUUAUCCUCACAAACAAGCCAAAACUGAUCUAUGUGGACCCUUCAAAGCUAGUGGUGAAGGGAAAUAUAAUCUGGUCUGACAAUUCUGAUGACCUCAACAUCCAAGUCAUCAGUCCUUCAAAUUUCAAGAUCUUUACGGUAAUGGUGGCUUUUCCUUCCUGCACUAAUUUAUGUAAUGAACUAACCAAUACAAUCUUGCCUGCUUCACACCGCAUUGCAAUGCUUCUACCAUUUUGUAUGUCUGAUUCUACAAUCGUUUUCUCAUUUCAGCCAAAGAAAGUACUGUCAUUUGAAGACGCGAAACAAAGAGCAUCGCAGUGGAAAAAGGCGAUUGAGAGUCUUCAAAACCGGUGAGAAAGUCUUAUCCCAUCAGUCGCAGAAGCCAUUUGUAAGUUUUGAAGUUGGUACAGAGUACAGCAUUAACAUUAGAUGACAGAAUGGUAAGGUGGGAGAAUAUAUAUUCCCGAUUCAAAUUGAAGCAUCCCACAAAAGCUAAAGCUUCACUAUUAUUAUUUUCCCCCGAAAAUGAAAGAGAUGACUACUGUUUCAAGUGCUGAAAUUUGUCUCCCUGAAGGUUGUUUUUGGUUUGUGUAAAAUGCAGGGGAAUUUUGUUUUGGCAGGAAGGUGGCCCAAUGGGAUAUGAGUUUCCUGUUUUUCCUUUUGUUCUUCUUUUUAACUCAACUUGUUACACUAUUGUAUUUAUGUAACAUUACAACAAGGCCUCAAUGGUAAUAUAAUUUCAGAUCAGAAGGAUUCUUUAUUCUUUGUAGCUUUUUCUGGUGUCAGGAUUCUUCCUAAAUCCUAAUAAUGAAUCUCAACUCUGCAAGACUGCAAC
This is a messenger RNA of Linum tenue, 2886 nucleotides long. The record is from the annotation of a GenBank genome assembly. Lineage: Eukaryota; Viridiplantae; Streptophyta; Magnoliopsida; Malpighiales; Linaceae.